UCACACUCGCUUACUGACUAAUCGCAUAAGCCCCUCUCCCGGACUCCCAUAGACCUCGAUCGCACUACCCUGAUGAUGCCUGUUCAUGUCCUAUCUCUUCUUCCGCGGCUCCUUAAACUCGCUGGGAGUAGUCUGAUCAAUCUAAACUGGAAUGCGUUGACAAAUCUGACAGGAUCCUGAGUUUCUUGCGCUACUACGACUCUCAGUGUUCGCGCCGGUUCAUGUCAUGAAAGGCCAACUUCUGCCCAAUACCCCCGGUCUCCCUGAUGUUGGUGCAAAAAAAGAGACCGAGCCAGGGAGUCGGAUGGACCUGCUGUUCAUUCCGCACUCCCGCAACCAAAUCAUCAAAGCAGGAACAAUACAUGAUAAGCGAGAAAUCAAUCGUCGAGCGCAGAAGAAUGCAUUCAUCAAACGAAAACAGGCACGACAAGAUGAAGCUGUGCGAAAAGCCGAAGCAGCUCCUUUUCGUUUGUUUGGUGAUCUUCGUCAUCCUGAACCUCAACAUGGCUCUCAAACACCCUCACAGGAACCAGAAGGAGUUGAAAGGCCGAGUGGGACCACCGCAGUCGGUUCGCUACAUUACUAUCACGCACCCAGCGUGACUACUUACCUGGACACCGGUCGAGUUGAUCCCUUCGACACAGGCAAGAUUCCGAUGACUCCACAGAUGCAAAGCGUCUUUAUGUGGUACUUUAACGUGAUCCUACCAGUGGUCGAACCAACGCAGGUAGAAAGGGACGAUUAUAGUCGAUGGGCAGUACCACUAUUUGGCCAGAAGCCUGCGUUACUUUACGCUCUCCUGACUUGCAUGGCCCACGACAUCGAACAAUCUACUGUGGCCGGGUUCGGUCCUCCAACAAGGAGGAAUAUGACUUCAGAACGACUUCAAUAUAAGGUCAAAGCCAUCGAGGCACUGAACGAAUCUCUGGCGGAUCCAACAGCUGCGGCCGAGCCAUCAACGCUUCUCGCGGUCCAUUUUCUUCUCUGGCAAGAGGUUGGUACAUCCCCAUCUAUGGCUUUUGCAUAUUGCCCAAUCGCAACGGCAUCUGAUACUCUCCUACAGAUUUUUGCCGGUGACGAAUGUGUACACCUGGAUGGUGUACAGAGACUGCUGGAGUGGAGAGGCGGAUUUCAUGGGCUACAACGGAAAGCACUGGAAGGCGUCAUGCUAGGAUGCUUCUGGAGGGCCAUUAGGACCCGAACGAAACCCACUCUUCCAAUGGUGCCGGGUGACUUUCAACUCACAGACGAGCAAUUUUCGAAUAUUCUGUCAAAGUGCGACCCAGCGAUCGCUCGAAUAGGCGAAGCCUUCCAAGACCCCGAACUCAGUCCUCUCUUCGAUGGCGAGAUGUUCCAGUUGCUCCAAAACGCACGGAAAGCAUGGGUAUGCUUCGAAUUAAUCGGUGUUUACGAUUUUCACCCGGAGAUCAAAAGACAAGCCACCAUCAUGCGCGUCAAUAUUGACCAUCGUUUGCUCUCAUAUCCCUUCGACCACUAUGGGACGCAUCGACCCAUCCAAGAAGCGAUUCGUCAAGCUUUUGUCACCUUCAGCAGCGCUCACUACUGUGUCGUCCAACCAUCUAGCAAGAUCGCCCGUUGCCAUAUCGAGGAUUUACAGAAUGCACUUAUAAUGACCGACUUGAAGUCCUGCUGGGGCACUGCUAGCAGGGCGCUCCUGUGGGUGUUAUUUCACGGAGCGCACCUAACCUUUGGCCAACGUGAGCGACCAUGGUUCGUGACUGCUCUCGCCAGAGUCUCGCAGAGCCUGCAACUACAGACCUGGAUACAAACCCGGGCGAUACUCGUACGGUUCUACUAUGUCGAUCGGGUAUUUCAGGACUCCUUCCGGAAAAUCUGGGAGGAGGUGGAACUUGUGCGUAAUAGCUUGUCGAGCUGGUUUUGAGUUUCGCUGAGACCAUGACGACUUCGGCGUCAAGGCCAUCCCGGCUUGCGAUUUAUAUGGCGCAAGAAUAACAAUAUCUUGAAGAUGGAGGUGAAUAUCCCACAUGGGAGAAGACCUGCCCGGGGACUUAUAUAUGCGCUUUCUACUAUCAUCUUCGCGCUAGCUUUCAAGUCAACAUGCCGACGGCAUCAAAGGUUGAUGACACAAUAUGCGCUGUCGUCAGCAGAGUCUUGCUGACGAACGUAGCCGUUUCUUUUACAUGACUGAUGCAAAUUCAUUUAUUCUCAAAGACCGAGUGGUG
Molecule: messenger RNA, 2204 nt
Organism: Exophiala xenobiotica
Lineage: Eukaryota; Fungi; Ascomycota; Eurotiomycetes; Chaetothyriales; Herpotrichiellaceae
Exons: 3
Coding region: 227-1903 (558 amino acids)
Source: RefSeq, a predicted model, not a curated record